AUGGGCUCUGUUCACCAUGCAAACUCCAGCGCUGUGCGCAAGCGGAUAGAAAGCCAUCACUUCGACGAUGAAGAAGGCGAGGAAUACGAUGCGUCCAAGUUUGGUGGCUUUGGCGAUUAUAUGCGUCGUAAAAAGCUCAAAUUGCAGAACCUGGACGCCGAAAUUCGCUCUUCCUCCCCAGAUCGUCCUGCAAUAUUCCGGGGCGUAGUCGCUCAUGUCAAUGGAUACACGCAGCCGUCUUUGCAGGACCUUCAUCGUCUGAUUGUGAGCCAUGGAGGUGGGUUUCUCCAGUACCUGGAUGGUAAGACUGCAGCGACCCACAUCAUCGCCAGUUCCUUGACCCUUAAGAAACGCGAGGAAUUUAAAAGAUAUCGCAUUGUGAAGCCGGCAUGGGUGGUUGAGAGCGUCAAAGCUGGCCGUUUGCUUCCCUGGGACUUGUUUAGAGUUGUGGAUGAGGGGCAUGCCCAGAAGAUCAUCAAUUUCGAUAACGGACGGUUUCUCAGUCAGACAAAUACUCAGCCUUCUGGAUACAGAGAUCAGACAGAUUCCAGCUGGUACACAUCUCGGCUGAAGGGCGUGGAGGCACCGGGAAAGACGAUCGAGUCAAAUGAAAUUCAGCCUGACAAUAUUCCAACUCCCGUGGCGGAUGAUGCCCCGAAAGUCGGGACACAAUCAGAUUAUGGCGAAUUCCCCAGCUUUGCUUCGUCGGCCCAGGACGUGAACAGAGCGACCACUCCGGUAUCUCGGCCAACUGGCUCGCCCGAGCCCUCAACGCCUUUAAAUGAGACAAAUGGUGCAGCGGGAGACGGUGAUUCACCAAAAUCUCCAAACGUAAUUACCCCUGACCGGCCAUCGGUGCGACAAUCAACGACCCCCAAGGCAGAAAUGACCUCUGAAGAGUACAACGCUCAACUUCUCGCAGAUCCUCGAAUGCGGAAUUCAGGCGUGGUGAACCCGGAGUUUAUUCAGCAGUACUACCGGGAGUCGCGUCUACACCAUCUGUCAACGUGGAAAGCUGAGCUCAAAGCGCAGCUGCAGUCAACUACGAAAGAGAAAUUGCAAUCCCAAGUUGGCCGAAAAAAGCCAGUUCCAGGGGCCAGACGCUAUGUUCUGCAUGUGGAUUUUGAUUGCUUCUUCGCAGCUGUGUCCAUACUGAAGCAUCCUGAGCUCAAAGACCAGCCCGUCGCCAUCGCCCACGGUGCAGGCUCUGGCUCUGAGAUCGCUAGUUGUAACUAUCCGGCGCGCGCUCGGGGCAUCAAAAACGGGAUGUGGAUGAAGGGUGCUCUGCAGGCCUGUCCCGAGUUGAAAGUCUUACCCUACGAUUUCCCUGCUUACGAAGAGGCUAGUCAGAAAUUUUAUGGCGCUGUUCUUUCGCUUGAUGGUGUUGUUCAGAGCGUUAGCAUUGACGAAGCGCUUGUGGAUAUCACGACCCAAUGCCUCGAAGCUGGGGGCUCCGAUGGGCGAGGAAUAUCGGAAGGGUCUAUCUAUCGUGAACAAGCGAGGGCAGAUGAAAUUGCUCAACACUUACGAGACUCGGUCAAAGUAGCAACUGGCUGCGAUGUCUCCGUUGGUAUCGGAGGAAACAUCCUUCUGGCCAAGGUCGCUCUGCGGAAAGCAAAGCCUGCCGGACAAUUCCAGCUGAAACCAGAAGCCAUUUUAGAUUUCAUCGGCAAUCUCACUGUGCAGGAGUUGCCUGGUGUUGGGUAUAGUUUAGGAGCGAAGCUUGAGGAACUUAAGGUUAAAUUUGUGAAAGACAUCCGAGAUCUUUCUCGCGAGAGACUAAUCACCAGCCUUGGGCCGAAGACUGGCGCCAAGCUCUGGGACUAUUCUCGAGGCAUUGAUUGCACGGAGGUUGGGAAUGAAGUUAUACGGAAGUCGGUUUCGGCGGAGGUCAACUGGGGGAUUCGGUUCGUGAACCAAACGCAGGCCGAGGACUUUGUGCGGUCUCUGUGCGAGGAGCUACACCGAAGACUUGUCGAAAAUCUGGUCAAAGGCAAGCAUCUGACGCUCAAAGUAAUGCGAAGAGCCGCAGAUGCACCGCUGGAGCCUGUUAAACAUCUUGGCCACGGCAAGUGCGACGUCUUCAACAAGAGUGUGGUUCUCGGUAUUGCCACCAACGACCAGGAGAUACUAGGCAAAGAGGCAGUAUCGAUGCUGCGUAGUUUCGCCUUCUCACCUGGCGAUCUCAGAGGCUUAGGGGUCCAGAUGACCAAACUUGAAUCCCUGAAGUCGGGAUUGCCCAAUAGACCCGAUGGGAGUCAACGACAAUUAGAUUUCAAAGCAUCUCCGAUACGGAAAAGCAUCGAGCAUGUACCGGACCCCGAUGACCUGGACAGUCCCCGCAAGGGAGAUGCCGCGGCCGUCAGUCGUGGUCCGCCGUUGAAUGACCACUCUCACAAGCCCUUGAAUAUCUCAGGGACUCAGUUCAUCAUGCCAUCUCAGGCUGACCCCAAGGUUGUCGCCGAGCUUCCUAGUGAUAUCCGAUCAAAACUCAUGUCGCAGGGCAAGAUACAGCGUGCUUCUCGCUCCGCCUCGCCCUGUCCACCAGCUCGGUGGACGCAACAGUCCACAACCACGAAACUUCCUCCUCAGUCACAGCUCGACCCGGACACACUGGCGGCUCUGCCAGAUGAUGUCCGUGCCGAGAUUCUGGGCUACUAUAAACAACCCUCCGAGACCCCUGAAUUACAACCAGCCAUAUCCCCUGCGCCCCCACCGCGCCCAAGCUCCUCUUCAGGAAACCUCAAGCUGAAGAAACCGUCAACCCCGACAAAGAAACGCCGUGGCCGUCCCAGCAACAAGGCUCUCGGCAACAUGACCCUGACACAGUCAAACUUUGUCAUCGCACGACAACAAGCCGCCCCCUCACUCAACACAGAAUCCCAACCAUCCUCCCGCCAGCCCUCCACCGACCCAGACCCGGAAGUCUCCGCCGAGUUCCUCGCCGCCCUCCCCGAAGAUAUCCGCCAGGAAGUCCUGGAGGAGCAAAAGCGAGCCCGCCUGCUGCAGCGCACGGGCAUGGCCCCCGCGGCUCCCCGAAGAGUCGUCCCACCCAAACCAUCGGCCCCAGCCGCCACGCAGGAAAAGCGCCUCCGCCUGUCCCCAUUACCGGAACGGCCAACAUUCACGUCCAAGAAGCUGUCCAGUCUGUCCGAGCUCCGGGACGAGCUCAGCGCGUGGCACAAAGCCUUCGCGGACGAGGGACCAUUCGGCGAGGACGUCGCCGCACUCGCUGAGUAUCUAAAACGCGUUGUCGUGGACGAGAAAGAUCUCGAUAAGGCGGUUUCGCUGGUGAGCUGGCUAGCGUGGCUUGCUGAGGAUUCGAAGGACCUGCCGGGCGCUAGACAGCGGGGUGGUGCUUCGCAGGGGACGAUGACGUGGGAUGAGACUGUUUCGACUUUACGGGAGAGCGUCAGUGAAGGCGUCGACGAGAGGGGGUUGCCGCCGGUUGAGUUUUCUUAA
Aspergillus clavatus NRRL 1 is the source of this 3462-nucleotide messenger RNA. Its product is annotated as putative DNA damage repair protein Mus42. Gene Ontology annotation, biological process: error-free translesion synthesis; error-prone translesion synthesis. The coding region runs from base 1 to 3462 and encodes 1153 amino acids. Gene Ontology annotation, cellular component: nucleus. Gene Ontology annotation, molecular function: deoxycytidyl transferase activity; DNA-directed DNA polymerase activity; damaged DNA binding. The record is from RefSeq and is a predicted model, not a curated record. NCBI's taxonomy places the organism in Eukaryota, Fungi, Ascomycota, Eurotiomycetes, Eurotiales, Aspergillaceae. The transcript is spliced from 2 exons.